UAUAUGCAUAUAUUAGUAUACUAUAAGAAAAUAUAUUGAUCUUGAAAUAAUAUCACAACAUGGGUGUGACUAAGAUCUCAUCAACAACGCUUCCUCUCAUGGCUGCCAUAACCCUAACCAUAUUAUUAUUAUUAUCAUCACAAGUUUGUUAUGCACAAAACGCACCCCAAGACUACAUCAACGCUCACAACAAUGCCCGUUCCAAAGUUGGGGUUGGUCCAAUGACAUGGAAUACAACCCUUGCUUCUUUUGCACAAAACUAUACUAACAAACUCAAAGAAAGUUGUAACUUGGUGCACUCUGGGGGUCCUUAUGGAGAGAACCUUGCAGGGAGUAGCGGCGAUCUUACGGGCACCGCCGCGGUGAACUUGUGGGUGGCGGAGAAGCAAUACUAUCACUACAACUCUAAUUCUUGUGACUCCGGCAAGGUUUGCGGCCACUAUACUCAGGUGGUUUGGCGCAGCUCGAUUCAUCUUGGGUGUGCCAAAGAGAGGUGUAAGAAUGGAGGAACAGUUAUAAGUUGUAACUAUGCUCCACGUGGCAAUAUUAUUGGCCGAAAACCUUACUAGCUGAUUGCAUACAUACAUGUUAUAUUAUCGCUUGUUUCCACUACUUUCCAUUAAGCAGUUGCUAGCAACUGCUUAAUA
This is a messenger RNA of Arachis duranensis, 647 nucleotides long. RefSeq names its product pathogenesis-related protein 1. NCBI's taxonomy places the organism in Eukaryota, Viridiplantae, Streptophyta, Magnoliopsida, Fabales, Fabaceae. The transcript has a single exon. Bases 60 to 569 code for a protein of 169 amino acids. Gene Ontology annotation, cellular component: extracellular region. The record is from RefSeq and is a predicted model, not a curated record.